UAGCCCUGCGGCCGGGGCGGAGGCGACCCUGGCACCGGGGAAACAUGGCCGAGUAUUCGCGGUUGCGGAACUGCCUGGCGAUGAUUCGCCUCCGAAAUCCACCGUUCAACCAAAUCAGUUUGGCUGUCUUCGAUGGAAUAAAAGAGGGACUAGAGAAAGCUUUAAUAGACCCCACAGUAAAAGCCAUUGUGAUUUGUGGAGCAAAUGGCAACUUCUCUGCAGGUGCUGAUAUCCAUGGCUUCAGUGCUCCCAUUUCUUCUAAGUUCACAUUAGGAGAUUUAGUAGAUGACAUGCAGAGAAGCGAGAAGCCCAUGGUGGCAGCUAUCCAAGGCAUGGCUUUGGGAGGUGGACUAGAGCUGGCCCUGGGCUGUCACUAUAGGAUUGCCCAUGCACAGGCUCAAGUUGGCUUCCCAGAAGUCAAAUUAGGACUUCUUCCUGGUGCAAGAGGCUCCCAGCUUCUCCCCAGGCUCAUUGGAGUUCCUGCUGCACUUGAUUUAAUUACCUCAGGAAGACAUAUUUUGGCAGAUGAAGCACUCAAGCUGGGUAUUCUAGAUGAAAUUGUCAACUCCGACCCAGUUGAAGAAGCAAUCAAAUUAGCCCAGAGAGUUCUAGAUCAGUCUCUAGAACCCCGUAGACUCUACAACAGGCCGGUUCAGAGCUUGCCCAACAUGGACUCUAUAUUCAGUGAAGCCAUUCUGAGGAUGCGGAAGCAGCACCCCGGGUGCCUUUCUCAGGAGACUUGUGUCCGUGCAGUCCAGGCUGCCGUACAGUAUCCCUAUGAGGUGGGCAUCAAGAAGGAGGGGGAGCUGUUUAUGUACCUUCGGCAAUCAGGGCAGGCGAGAGCCCUGCAAUAUGCGUUCUUGGCUGAGAGGAAUGUAAAUAAGUGGUCAGUGCCGUCUGGAGCAUCCUGGAAGACAGCGUCGGGACGGCCCAUCUCCUCCGCGGGCGUUGUCGGCUUGGGAACAAUGGGUCGAGGCAUUGUCAUUUCUCUUGCAAAGGCCAGGAUUCCUGUGAUUGCCGUAGAACCAGACAAGAAGCAGCUAGAAACUGCAAACAGGAUUAUAACCUCCUUGUUGGAAAAGGAAGAAUCCAAAAUGAAGCAGAGUGGCCACACUUGGUCAGGACCAAAACCCAAGUUAACCACAUCUAUGAAGGAGCUUAGUAGUGUAGAUUUAGUCAUUGAAGCAGUAUUUGAGGAAAUGAAUCUGAAGAAGCAGGUCUUCGCUGAACUGUCAGCCGUGUGCAAGCCAGAAGCGUUUUUGUGUACCAAUACGUCAGCCCUGGACAUUGAUGAGAUUGCUUCAUCCACUGAUCGUCCUCACUUGGUCAUUGGCACCCAUUUCUUCUCACCAGCUCAUAUCAUGAAGUUGUUAGAGGUUAUUCCCAGCCGAUACUCUUCCCCCACUACUAUUGCCACUGUUAUGGACUUAUCAAAAAAGAUUAAAAAAAUUGGAGUAGUUGUAGGCAACUGUUUUGGAUUUGUUGGGAAUAGAAUGUUGCAUCCUUAUUACAAUCAGACGUAUUUCUUGUUAGAAGAUGGCAGUACGCCAGAGGAGAUAGAUAAUGUGCUGGAAGACUUUGGUUUCAGAAUGGGACCUUUUAGAGUGUCUGAUCUUGCUGGGUUAGAUGUGGGUUGGAAAUCUAGAAAGUGGCUAGGUCUUACUGGAUCUACAUUGCCUCCAGGGACUCCUGCCCGAAAGCGAGGCAAUAGGCGAUAUUGCCCAAUUCCUGAUAUGCUCUGUGAAUCAGGACGAUUUGGCCAGAAGACAGGUAAAGGUUGGUACCAAUAUGACAAGCCAUUGGGUAGGAUUCACAAACCUGAUCCCUGGGUUUCCAAAUUUCUGUCACAGUAUAGGGAAACCUAUCACAUUGAACCACGUAUCAUUAGCAAGGAUGAGAUUCUUGAGCGCUGCUUAUAUUCACUCAUUAAUGAGGCAUUCUGUAUCUUGGGGGAUGGGAUAGCUGCUAGCCCAAAGCACAUCGAUGUUAUCUAUUUACAUGGGUAUGGAUGGCCAAGGCACAAGGGUGGGCCCAUGUUCUAUGCUUCCACAGUUGGGUUGCCCACAGUGCUAGAGAAGUUACAGAAAUAUUACAGGCAGAAUCCUGAUAUUCCCCAACUGGAGCCUUGUGACUAUCUGAAAAAAUUGGCUUCCCAAGGAAACCCUCCUCUGGAAGAAUGGCAGAGCUUGGCAGGACCCCCCAUCAGUAGAUUAUGAUUCAGCCUUUUAUGCCUCACAUGCUGGCAUCAGGUAAUGCUCACUGAAUUUCACUGAAAUUAAAUCAGAAGGUCCAAAGUAAGAAUGCUUUGAAAUACAAAGCUAAAGAAAUAACCAGCUAAACCUCCUCUUUGUGUCUUCUGUCUGAUGAUUCUUAUGGAUCAAAUAUUUAGUAAUGUGCUUCCUACGCCUCUGAGUCUGUCCCAACAGAUAAACUAUUUUUCAAUCCUAAUGAAUAAACUCAUGCUAAUAUCUUAAUAGUUAAGAA
This is a messenger RNA of Molossus molossus (Pallas's mastiff bat), 2484 nucleotides long. RefSeq names its product enoyl-CoA hydratase and 3-hydroxyacyl CoA dehydrogenase (gene EHHADH). NCBI's taxonomy places the organism in Eukaryota, Metazoa, Chordata, Mammalia, Chiroptera, Molossidae. The transcript has 7 exons. Gene Ontology annotation, cellular component: peroxisome. The coding region runs from base 45 to 2216 and encodes 723 amino acids. The record is from RefSeq and is a predicted model, not a curated record. Gene Ontology annotation, biological process: fatty acid beta-oxidation. Gene Ontology annotation, molecular function: NAD+ binding; (3S)-3-hydroxyacyl-CoA dehydrogenase (NAD+) activity.